Entrophospora candida is the source of this 1489-nucleotide messenger RNA. Lineage: Eukaryota; Fungi; Glomeromycota; Glomeromycetes; Entrophosporales; Entrophosporaceae. The record is from the annotation of a GenBank genome assembly.
AUGAAGUCCGAUUCUACUCAACCUCAACAACUCGUAUUAAACCUUUUACACCUUCAAGAUGAAAUUUUGACGCUUAUUAUCGAGUAUUGUGUCCUUGACGAUAACAACAACAAUAAUAAUUUAUUAUGGAAAAUUGUUUUUGAGCAAAGAUUUGAUUCUUUGGCAUUAAAAAGAAGAUAUCAAAGAAAACAACUUUUAAAUAGUGAUAUUAAUAAUUAUAUUAGUCAUUGGAAAACUUGGUACAAAAAUCGUAGUGUGUGGCUAAAAGACAUUAUUAAUAAUAACGAGGAUCAACCUGAUUUGUUAAAAUUAAAGAGAAUUCAAAAAAUUUGUUCAGAAAAUGAUGGAAAAAACACAAGUCAGCUUAAAUUAGCAAGAGUGGUUGACUAUAUUAUAAGAUUGAUUGCCAUUAAUGGAACAAAUUUGGCUGGACUAAAUACAAGAGCUGCUGCAAAUGCAACCAACUAUCAAGCUGAAAGAGAGAAUGGCAUAAAUAUUGAAGGAGGAUUAACUAGAUUAGAAGUGGGAGCAGAAAUGGAAAGGGGAAAAGGUGGUGUCAAUGAUGGUGUUAACGAUUAUGAAGGUGGUGAUAAUGAAGGGAGAGAAGAUAAUGAUAAGGAAGAUAAUAUUGUUGAUGUUAUGAAUUUUAUUGAUAACAUUUUUAAUGGUGAUGUUGAUGAUGUUAAUCUUUUUUAUAAAUAUAAUAAAUAUAAUCAUAAGAUAUCAAAAUUUGCACUUUAUAUUCUUUCAAUGAUGUUGUCAUGGGAUCCAAAUAUUGCUACUAAAAUAAGAUAUCAUAAGAACGAUGAAGGUUUAAAUCUUUGGAAAAUCAUUACUUCAUCAGUGAAUAAAGAUAUAAGUUUUGAAAUUAAUGAAAAUUUAAAUAUCUUUUAUCCACCACGUGGCCGUAUUUUGAACUAUAGUUUGGAGAAGGCGUUGAAAACACAUAUUUAUUUCCGUACAAAACUUUUCACGACUGAUCUUUCAACACUAAUAUAUGAUUAUAUUGAACCACCAAAAAUUAGACCAAAUAGUAAAUUAUUUGAUGGUCUGUAUGGAUUAAAUGGAGAAGGAGUCAAAAAAAAUUUUCCUUACGAUAAAGGUAGUUUGGAUGGAAAAUGGGCAGGAUAUUAUGCUUAUAAAAGAUUUAUUCAUGAUGAUGAUCUUGUUGAGGAAGAGAUGGAUAGAGAUGAUUUAUCAGAUAGAGUUAAUUACGAUGGAUCGAUGAAAAUGAAUUUGAAUUUUACUGAAGUUAAAAAUGAAAUAAUUCAUAAACAGGAACAAGAACAAAUAAUUGUAAUGUAUUUUAAUGGUCGUGGUACUGAUUAUAUCGGAGAAUAUAUUAUUUAUGAUGGAAAAAUCACAUCGAGAGCAAAAUUGAGUUUUCACAAAAAAUAUAUCAAUACAAAUCAAAAUCCAUGGAUAUAUGAUGGAGUAUUAACACAAAUGGGAAUGUUGGGUGAUUGGGGAGAACAUAGUUAUGUGGGUG